AAAUCAAAUAUAAAUAAAUGAAAAUCUGUCAUAAAUUUGUACAGAAAUUAUUCCUUUUAUUUCUGCCUCUUUUACAAUAGCUUUAUUAUAAAAAAACGUGAGAAGACGUAUUUAUCGUAAAUGGCUUUCAAUCGUCGUCUGUCUUUUAUAGCAGAAUGGUAUCAAGAGGAGGCAGCAAUUAUACGUACUUUCACUAUAUGUUUUUUUCCAACGGGUAAUGCUAUAGAAGUGUAUGACCAGCAACACAAACGCACCUUUCUCCGACGUACUAAAAUGCCUGAACUCUCUGAACGCGAUUUUUUCAUAGGAUCAAAAAUCAACAUAUUUGGAAGACAAUUUGAUAUCGUUGACUAUGCCGAUGACAUAACAAAGAACACACUCGACAAAUAUCGCAAAAAAACUUUUCUGCUUUUAAAAAAUAUCUGCAUUCAACAAUUGGGUCCUCUGCUCUGCGCUCUCAUAGAUUCUAAUUUUAGCAUAAACAGGGCUCUAAUGGUACAAUUCACACCUGAACAAGUGAAGCAAUUCUUGAGCAAUAAACGUAAUGUCGAAGCAUCGAGCAUGCUGAUGAAUCAGUUAAUCGGCGGCCCUUCAAUGGGUUUCGAAGUGAUCGCUGAUAAUGCAGUACAAAAAAUGAAAUUAUGCAAAGAACAAAGUAAAGAAUGUUCCAAUGAUAACACGGUUGCUGCGCUUGUUACCUUAUUCGAACGGGAAGAAACUCGCAUAGGUAUAUACUGUCCCCAAGAUGAGGAAGAGGCCGAACAGGACCUUAAUUUCUUUUUUAAUCCUAAAAAUGGUUUGCAAGCAACACUGCGUUUAAAAAAUUCGACAUUAGGCAUCAUUAAACCGCAUUGUAUCAAAGAUGGUAAUUUAGGGCGAAUCAUAUCGGAAAUUACCAGUAAUGGAUUCAAAAUCACUGGACUGCGUAUGAAUUUAAUGGAGCGAGUGAAUUGUGAAGAAUUUUUCGAAGUAUAUCGUGGAAUAUUGCCGGAAUAUAUUCCUAUGGUGGCACAGCUCGCGAGCGGCGUGAGUUUGGCAUUGGAAAUUGUUGCGGCAGAUGAAAAUAAAAACAGUUAUGAGGAGUUCAGACAGUUUUGUGGUCCAAUGGAUCCCGAAAUUGCUAAAAUGUUACGUCCGCAUACCUUACGUGCCAAGUUUGGCGUCAGUAAAACUUUAAAUGCCGUUCAUUGUACUGAUUUGCCGGAUGAUACAAUUUUGGAAUUGCAAUAUAUUUUCAAAAUUUUAGAUUAGUAAUAUUUUAU
Bactrocera tryoni is the source of this 1262-nucleotide messenger RNA. It is a transcript of the gene nmdyn-D7, whose product is annotated as nucleoside diphosphate kinase 7. The transcript has 9 exons. Bases 121 to 1251 code for a protein of 376 amino acids. Gene Ontology annotation, molecular function: ATP binding; nucleoside diphosphate kinase activity. The record is from RefSeq and is a predicted model, not a curated record. NCBI's taxonomy places the organism in Eukaryota, Metazoa, Arthropoda, Insecta, Diptera, Tephritidae. Gene Ontology annotation, cellular component: centrosome.